UUCACAUUUUCCCAUAGCACGCCAUUUUGUUUCUCAUUUUCACAUAUCGUAAAGAAGAAGAAAACGUGAUAAAUUACCACUGCAAAUAGAACAACUUUUGAUAUAAGUCGACUACAUACCGAAUAUUGACGAUCACACAGUCUAUAAUCACAGCUAUUAUUCUGAUAAGGCUGUUAAAUUAGGUAACCGCAAGACGGCAAAAUGUCUUUUACAAUGGCAUAUUUUGGUCUACUUCUUCUAAUUCUACAAAUCCAUGUCUCUAAAUGUAACGUUGAAACAAAUAUAACUGUAACAAACACAACUGAAUUUUUCCUACAAGAACUCGUACAAAAGUAUGGAGACCCAAAACGUGGUGUGAUUACAUUAGAAGGGUUCGAACAUCUAUUAGAGAGUCUUGGCCUGGGGAACAUUCAUAUGGAUGACCAUGAUAUUCACGAUCAUCAUACAAGCACUGGCUUCAAAGAGUUCCAUCUCUCUCAUGACCAUGAUAAUGUGGAAUUUGGGGAGCAUGAUGAUCAUGAUCAUGAACAUGAAAAAGCAUAUUCCAUGAAGACUUCACCUGAAGUGGAGGUUCACAAUGAGCAAUAUCAUAAUGGAUCCUUACAUAAAGAAGAUCAUGCUCAUGACACUCAACAUGAAACACACAAAGAUACUCAUCACCAUGAUGACACAUACGAUCAUGAUGACACACACAAUCAUGAUGACACCCAUAAUCAUGAUGAGCACGAUGACACCCAUAAUCAUGAUGAGACUCAUAAUCAUGAUGACACCCAUAAUCAUGAUGAGAAUGAUGACACCCACAAUCAUAAUGGGCAUGGUGCUACCCACAAUCAUGAUGAACAUGAUGACUCCCACAAUCAUGAUGUUACUGACCAUGGUAAAACUGAAGGUGACAACUCUAAACCAGGUGAAACCUCCUUAAAGGAAACCACAUCACCUAGUUCUGAUGUCGAUCAGUUCUUAAGUUCCCUUUCUCUUGUUCAAAAUCGUGAUGAUGAGUUUGAUGUUAAACCAAAGAGAAAAAAAGGAAAGGGAAGAAAAAAACAGCGUAAAAAUAGGCGCAAUAAAAUGGCUACAACAGUAUCACCAACAAGUAGCAUCCCAAUCAGGAAGAGAAGAGAAACUGCAGAACACAAUCAUGGGACUGAUGAGCACAGCCAUGGAGACGAUGAACACAACCAUGGGAAUGAGGGACAUAAACAUGAAGAACAUACACAUGGACUUGAAAGGACUGAUCCUAAGAAAUUAUUGAAAAAGUGUCUCACUGCUACAGAAAUGAUGGCAACCUUUAAUGUCCCAGCAGAAGGUAUUCAUGUAGUGGAAUUUCUCAGGCUCUCCCCAGCUAUCAUAUACCAACUAGAUAGCCAGAUUUGCAUACCCCAGUCACAUAGGAGGAUAGACCAUUUCCAUGACCAUGCACACCAUAACAGCAGUCAAAAGUCAUUUGAUUUAGGAAACAUUCCAGCAAAGGUGUGGGGUUUCUCCAGCUUGGCUGUGUUGAUCAUCAGUCUGGUUGGCCUUUUAGGAGUAGCAAUUGUACCCCUCAUGCAGAAGGUCUUUUAUAAUCACCUGCUUCAGUUCCUGGUUGCCUUGGCAGUGGGUUCUCUGACAGGCGAUGCUUUGUUGCAUCUUUUGCCUCAUGCAAUGAUGUCAUCAGAUGGCCACGAUCAUUCCGAUGGGGAAGGACAUGACAAAUCAAAUGCAUGGAAGGGCAUGAUGGCACUCGGUGGACUAUAUUUCUUCUUCCUAAUGGAACGUAUCAUGGCCAUAUGUACCGAUAUGAGGCGAAACAGGAAAAACAAGAAAACAAGAGUGAAGGAAGCUGACACAAGUAAAAGCUCAGGUACAGAGCUGCAAGCUAUAGGGGCUAAACUCUCUGAAUAUCAGGCACCAGCAAAGGAUUGUGAAGACUUCAUCAUGGUGGUACAUGGAAAUAAAGAUGAAGAGAAUAAUUAUAAAGAAAAACAUAGAUUACGCUAUAGUGGAAUAUUUGCUCAGCGAUUUGAGAUUGAACCAGCUGUGAGAGGCUAUGCAGAUGAAGUACAUAACGAUGAGUAUGGUGCAGAUUGUGAGAUAGAAGAAGUUGUAGGACAUAGUCAUCAGCAGUCCCAUGGACACGGACAUGGGCACAGUCAUGGUCCUAUUCCCACUACAGUCAGUGCAAUUGCCUGGAUGGUCAUCAUGGGAGAUGGCCUGCAUAACUUUUGUGAUGGUCUUGCCAUAGGUGCUGCGUUUGCCAAUAGUAUGAGUGGAGGUCUUAGCACUUCAGUUGCCGUAUUUUGCCAUGAAUUGCCACAUGAAUUAGGUGAUUUCGCCGUGCUCCUGAGAGCUGGUAUGUCUGUUAAGCAAGCUCUCACAUACAACAUUGUCUCAUCGGUGCUCUGUUUCGUGGGUAUGCUCAUAGGUGUCUCGAUUGGCAAUGUCGGGGAUGCCAGUCUUUACAUCUUUGCAAUGAUGGCUGGUGUGUUCAUAUAUAUAGCCUUAGUUGAUAUGCUUCCGGAGAUGAAUGCAGUAACACCAAAAGCUGGUGAAAAUCCAUUUUGUCAUUUGAUAUUCCAAAACUUUGGUUUACUUACUGGCAUCAGCAUCAUGGCUCUAAUAGCCAUGUUCGAGGACAAAAUCACAGUGAAUGUAGGAUCCUAGUACAGUAUUUCCUUCCAUCAGCUUGUAUAUACUUUUCCUUGGUAUUUAUUUGAAAUAUGAUCCAAGUAUUUAGAGUUGAAUGACUAGACUUGAUGUCCAAUAAACAUGAUGUGGAUUGAAGUUUCCAAUAGGACUAUUUUUGGGUUUUUGAGGUGGAUUCACAGUGGUUUCGGAUGUAUAAAAAUUAGGGGGUCCCCACAAUACAUUAUCUAAUUAUCAAUAUGUUUAUAAAAACAUGUAUUUAGGUAAGGAUUGGCAUGUAGAGAAACAAUAUGUUUUCAAUGAAAAAACCAUACUCAGAAUUUGAUGGACCGUGAUAUGGUCUUAAAUGAACAUCAAAUGAGCAAUUUUUUCAAUACAUGUACUAUGAUGUAUCUUGGGAUCCCCACUUCACAUGUAUUGCCUAUGUGCUUGGUUGUGGCUUGUGUACAGUUAUAACUGUUAUGAGUGAUGUGCAGUUAUGCGUGUAUGUUUCAUUCUCAUUACAUGUACAAGUACCUCUGUAUUUAGAUAGAGAGGACUUUGAUACGCACCAGGCCGUUCCAUGUUUCUGAUUAAUCAGUGUCUGAGUCGAGUCAAUGUAUAGAUUGGAUGUCUCAAAAUAGAAAAGAACGUUCACUUGGUGUUGAAAGAGCUUUAAAUAUCCCAUGCUUGCUCAACAGUUCCAUCUGCCUCAUUUGAAAAGAAAUUAUUUGCUCAUAUGGGAUUUUUCAGUUUCGGCCAACAGCUUGUAAGGGAUUCAAAUAGUCCAGGAAUGAAUCAUACAGAAUAUUCCACACUACUAUACCUUGCAUUUGGUGUUCAUAAGCAACCCAUUUGGCUUAUUAGUAUUGA
This is a messenger RNA of Owenia fusiformis, 3477 nucleotides long. Lineage: Eukaryota; Metazoa; Annelida; Polychaeta; Sabellida; Oweniidae. The record is from the annotation of a GenBank genome assembly.